AUGGCUGAACCGACAAUUGUUCUUCGAAGUCCCGUUAAACCUGUAACAUCAUCAAUUCAAUGCUUAUCACCAAAUUCAUCAUUAAAUUCACCAACACAUAAUAGUACUGUUAUUAUUCUCAAAGAUAAUAAUAAUAAUGAUCAACAACAACAAUCAUCUACAACAACAAUUAAAAAUUCAAUAGAUAAUCAAUCAUUAUUUUCAUCUUUAAAAAGUGUUCAAUCCAAACUUUAUUAUGCUGGUUAUACUGGAUUAUAUAAUUUGGGUAAUACAUGUUAUGUUAAUUGUGUACUACAAUUACUUAGUCAUGUACCACAAUUUUGUGAUGCAAUUUGUUCUAUGAGUUUUGAAAGUCUUGGUUUAGAACAACCAUCAGAUGUGCCAAUGGUUGCUUCAUCACAUAAUCCAACACGUUUAAAAGGUGGUAGUCGUGGUUUACUCAAAGCACUUGAAGCUCAACCACGUCGAGUACCAUGUUAUCUUGCAUAUGAAUUACAUGGAACAUUUAAUAUAAUUUGGUCGGGUAAAUGUAUGGUUUAUUCACCAUUGAAUAUGAUUGCUGCUGUUCGACGUUUAUUACCGAGUUUUGAACCAUGUGCAAUGGAAGAUGCACAAGAAUUUCUUGAAGCACUAUUAUCUGCUGUUACAGAUGAAAUAAAAGCGAAUAAGUUAGCGGAUACAAAUAUAAUUAAUGAUCUAUUAGGUUUCUCGUCGGAAAGUCAGAUAUUAUGUGAACAAUGUCAUCGUUUAUCAGUCACAAAAACAGAUGAAACAUUUAUCACAUUAACAUUCUCAGAGAAGAUGCUUUGUGAUGUAAGAGGAUCUAGUCGUCGGCGUUCAUGCCAUCUUACAGAAAUGCUUGCUCAUUUUUAUCAAUGGGAAGCUUUAUCCACACCAUUUCAUUGUUCAAAUUGUACUGUUCGAAGUCCAUCAAAAGAAGGUACAAAAGCACAAAAACGUUUAAUAAUAUCGAAACUUCCACAAGUAUUACACGUUGUCUUACGUCGAUUUCGUUCAUUACCACAAACAACUUUACGACGACCAACAUCUCGUCAAGCACGUCAAUUAUCACAUAAAAUAACAUUACAUGUUAACUUCGAUGAAUAUCUUGAUAUGGCACCAUAUUGUACACAAUCAACACUUAAAUCUAUAUCAUCAACAUGUUCAAAACUCAAUGGUACUACAACGAAUGAAUGCUUAUAUCGUUUACGUGGUGUUAUUGUACAUUAUGGUAAAAGUAUCAAUACGGGACAUUUUGUUGCUUUUGUUUAUAAUGAUGUUCUUGGUGAAUGGCUUCGUUGUGAUGAUCAUAUUAUUGAACAAACAACAUUUGAAUCUGUUAAAACAUCGGAUGCUUAUAUACUUGUUUAUAGUAGAUGUAUGACAAAUACAGUUUCAUCUACUAUUCUAACAAAUCCAUCAAUUACAUCAAUGACAUGUCAAUUAGCUAAACGAAAACGAGCUAUAUCAGUUGAUAAUUUAAAUGAAUCGAAAGAUGAUUUAUUAAUAUCUGAAAAUAUGAAUGAAAUGAAUAUAAAACAAGAUAAAUCCGAUCAACAUUCUGAUGUAACAAAACAUUUGAAACUUUUCUGUCUUAAUUUGGAUCCAUUAGCAAGUGGUCUUCGUCGUCGAGCACAUUCACUUAAUUUUUCUAUUCGUAGUAGUCAACCUUCAGUUGAUAAUACGCGACAAAAUACUUUAAUAUUGCCUGCAGCUAAACGUCGACGUAUAGAACCGAUUAAUAAUCUUUCUCUAUCAGAAAAUAAUUCAUCAUCAUUAUCACAACAAAUAAUUCAAACAAGAACUAAAAUUUCAUCAACGGUAAAUAAUAAUGAUUCAUCAGUAAUUCCACCGAAAACAAAAAAAUCUACAAGAAGACGUCGUCGAACUGAUCCUUAUACGCGCAAACGACGAAUGACAAAAACAUCCAAUAGAAAAAAUCGACAUAAAAUCGAUGUAUCGAAUCUCGUACCUCUACCAUCAAUUGAUCAAACAAUAUCAACAGAAUCUCUUUUAUCAUCUGGAUGCUCACCUUUAUCAUUCACUUAUGAAAACACAAAUGAUCCAAAUAUACCAGUUACAAAGCGUGUUGGUCGUAUUCGAAUUCAGCGAUGCAUCAAUGGACCAACAACAACAACACAAUCAACUGUACGUUUAAUAACAUCCGGUGAAACUAAUACUCGUUUAUCUUUACCAUCACAACCAACUAUACAAUCAUCAUCAUUUUUAACUAGUUUAAUCACUAUGGCAACAACAACGACGACUACGUCAACGACAACUACAGGAAAGAGCAGUGUAACAUUGUCUCUUCAUCCUUUAGUUAUUAUGAAUAUAGCUGAACAUCAUACACGUAUUCGUGUUCAAACAUCGCAAGUAAAACCUGUUUAUGGUGCUUUAUUAGGUAAAAUAAAAGGUCGUCAUAUUGAAUUAUGUAAUACAUUUGAAUUUAAACUUCUUAAUGAUACAACAUCAACAUCAACAACUUCUAAUGUAACAAUUGAUAUGGAUUUUUUAACAAAAAAACUUGAAUUAAUUCGACAAGUUCAUCCUGAUCUUGAUUUUACCGGUUGGUAUACAGUUGAAAGUAAAGAUUGGAAUCCAUCUACAAUGAGUUCAUUUUAUGCUCAAUUAUGUUCACUUAAUGAAAGUCCACUUCUUCUUCGACUUGAUCCUAUUGGUGUAUCAAAUGAAUUACCCAUACAUGUAUAUGAAACAAUUGUUGAUUUAGGAACUAAAAUUGAUUUUAUUGAAAUACCUUAUACACUUAUAACUGAAGAAGCUGAACGUAUUGGUAUUGAUCAUGUUGCACGAUAUUCUGUAACUGAUGGUACAUCUGAUACAUCAAUUGUAUCUGAUCAAAUAGCUAUACAAUAUAAUGCUAUUCGUUUACUUUAUCAGCGUAUGCUUAUUCUACUUGAAUAUGUACGUGCAGUUAAACAAGGUCAAUUAGAAAGAAAUGAUGAUCUUUUACGUGAAAUUGGUUCUUUAUGUCAACGUUUACCUAUUAUAAAUACAGAUGAUAAUAAUAAUCAAAUGUUUCGUGAAGAUUUUGAUAUUCAACAAUCAGAUGUAGCUCUUUUAGCUUUAUUAGCAUGUUGUACACAAGAAAUUAGUACAUUGAACGAUUAUUUGAACAAAUUUCAAGUUGUGCAUGAUAAACAGCAACAUUCAUCUGGUCCCGGUGGUAGUUUUGGAUAUGGUGGUGGUGGCCGUCGAAUGGUUCGUGGUACUGGUUAUUUUCCAGCCUCGUUUGUCUGA
Rotaria sp. Silwood1 is the source of this 3258-nucleotide messenger RNA. Lineage: Eukaryota; Metazoa; Rotifera; Eurotatoria; Philodinida; Philodinidae. The record is from the annotation of a GenBank genome assembly.